This is a messenger RNA of Ctenopharyngodon idella (grass carp), 890 nucleotides long. RefSeq names its product myosin, light chain 13 (gene myl13). Lineage: Eukaryota; Metazoa; Chordata; Actinopteri; Cypriniformes; Xenocyprididae. The record is from RefSeq and is a predicted model, not a curated record. Gene Ontology annotation, molecular function: calcium ion binding. Gene Ontology annotation, cellular component: myosin II complex. The coding region runs from base 72 to 632 and encodes 186 amino acids. The transcript has 7 exons.
GAGUCCUGUACCCAGAGUGUGUCUGACCCUGUGCCGUCUCUGUCCCUCUGUGUUGCAUCGUAACCACCAGCAUGGCCCCCAAGAAGAAGGAAGAGCCCAAACCAGUAGCUGCACCCAAACCCCCAGAGCCCGAGCCCCCCAAGGAGCCGGAGUUUAACCCAGCCGAAGUUCAGAUUGAAUUCACUGCUGAGCAGAUUGAGGAUUUUAAGGAUGCGUUCCAGCUGUUUGACAGGACGCCAACCAACGAGAUGAAAAUCACCUUCGCUCAGUGUGGUGACCUGAUCAGGGCCUUGGGUCAGAACCCCACCAACGCUGAAGUUCUGCACGUCUUAGGCAAACCCAAAGCUGAAGAUAUGCAAGUGAAGAUGCUGGACUUUGACCAGUUCCUGCCCAUGCAUCAACACAUCUGCAAGGCCAAAGACCGUGGCACCUUUGAGGACUUCGUUGAGGGCCUGAGAGUGUUUGACAAAGAGGGGAAUGGAACAGUGAUGGGUGCUGAGCUCAGACACGUCCUCGCUACUCUGGGUGAAAAGAUGAAGGAAGAUGAGGUCGAGCAGCUGAUGGCUGGGCAGGAGGAUGCAAACGGCUGUAUAAACUAUGAAGCUUUUGUAAAGCAUAUCAUGGCCGGCUGAACAGAUGAUCAGCAAAACAUCAAUUAAGGAUACAAAAUAAUGCCAAUGUUAUUUCAUCGUUGUUCUUUUGUAAAUGAAAACCCGUGCAGGUGUUUUCUGCUGUGGGUCCACUGUCCUCACUGUCUCCAGCUGUCUCUCAAAUGUUCCUUUUUGUAUGGCUUCAGUCUGUUGAGCCAAAAUGACUCAAUCAUGCAUCACACCUGUUCUUUUUGUGAAUACAAUCAAGUUUAUUAAAUGUCACGCUUGGUUUAAACAGCC